This is a messenger RNA of Nerophis lumbriciformis (worm pipefish), 1452 nucleotides long. It is a transcript of the gene mfsd8l2, whose product is annotated as major facilitator superfamily domain containing 8-like 2. Lineage: Eukaryota; Metazoa; Chordata; Actinopteri; Syngnathiformes; Syngnathidae. Gene Ontology annotation, biological process: transmembrane transport. The record is from RefSeq and is a predicted model, not a curated record. Gene Ontology annotation, molecular function: transmembrane transporter activity.
GUGCAGCACAUGCUAUGAAGCACCAUGGAUCAACUCCAGAAGAGGAAUGUAACUUUCAUCACUAUCGGACUAAUGUUCAUGCUUAGUGGCAUCGAGUAUGCUGUCAUUCUGCCGACCAUAUGGCGUUAUCUCCAGAUCUUGGAUGCCCCGCCGUACUUUUUGGGUCUGGGUCUGUCUGCUUUCAGUUUGAGCAGCCUUCUCAGCGGUCCGGUCUUCGGGUGCUGGUCAGACCGCAGUGGAACCACCAAGUCUAUUGUUCUUUUCUCCAAUCUUUUUGAGGUUGCCGGUAACUUCAUGUAUUUCAUUGGCUAUUCAAAGUGGUUGUUGCUAUGUAGCCGUCUGGUGGCAGGUGUCGGUGCAGGAGCCGGAUCCUCCAUCUUUUGUUACAUCACCAGGACCACGCGGCCCGAUGAGCGAGCGAGUAUCUUUGCAGCCAUCAUGGCUUGUCGACAAGUUGGUCUCCUUGUGGGGCCAGCCUUCAACCUGUUCCUGCGGCUGUGUGAUUUCAAACUUGGACCCUUUGUUGUGAACAAGUUUACAUCUCCUGGGAUCUUCAUGUGUGUGUUGUGGGCGCUGCAGCAGUCGGUGGUCCUGGCUAUGUACUGGGACGUGGCGGCUAUCGGCGCCACCGAGGGGGAAGUGCUGAUGGUGGACCUGCAGGACGAAGGUGAAGACGUGGCCCUGAUGGGGUCCGACGACGAGCAGGUGCACACCUACAGAGCCGUCGCCUCCCACCAACCGGAGACCCCCACUCCCAGCUCGUCUGAAACGAGACGCGAGGGCUCCUCGGCUGAUCCCGAGCCCUUCAAAAACUUCAGCGCCAGCAAAGAGUUCCUGAGGGAGGAGGUGAUUGUUCUCCUCACCGCUCAGUUCAUCACUCUCUUCAAUCAGACUGCGCUGGAGACCAUGGUGACUCCUCUGACGCAGCGCUACUUUGGCUUUGGCGAGCUGGGCAACAGUGUGAUGUACAGCCUGUGCGGGGUGGAGGUCAUCCUGGGCUUCCUCUUUGUUCGCUGGCUGAGCGGGAAGGUGGCGGACCGUGCGGUGCUGGCUGCGGGCCUGGUCAUCUGUUGCGCCGCCUGCGUCUGGUGCCUCGUGUUCCUCUGCAACCUCCAAGGUGGCUACGAGUGGAAGCUGUCGGCCUUCGUCAUCGGGGUGUUCCUGCAGCUGCUGGGGCUCCCUUUUGUUGCCGUGUCCCAGGUGUCUCUGUUCUCCAAAGUCACGGCAGAGAAAACACAAGGAUUCAGUCAAGGCAUUAGACGAUCGGUGGGGGGCCUCGCCACCAUCAUGGGCCCCUUGUGGGCUGGAGGAUUGACCAAUCAUCUCUACAUAAUGAUAGGCAUGAUGCUGGCUCUCCUCUUGAUGGUCUCAGUAAUGACGGCGUUGUCAUAUGGCCGCCUGACUCAGCCCAGAGCGGUGCAGUGUGCCCACAGCUCUGACAGCGGAGGGUAG